This is a messenger RNA of Pseudopodoces humilis (Tibetan ground-tit), 1148 nucleotides long. The record is from RefSeq and is a predicted model, not a curated record. Lineage: Eukaryota; Metazoa; Chordata; Aves; Passeriformes; Paridae.
AUGUUUACCUCGGGGCACCCCCAGGAUCCCCACCCCCACCUCUAUGGGCACCCCAAAACCCGCCCGGACACCGCCCAGGUGUGGCUGCAGACUCUGGGGGCGGCCCUGGGGGUGUCCCUGGCCCCACACCUGGUGCUGCUGUUGGUACCGGCGGAUUCGGGGUCGCCGCGGCGCCGGGGGUUGCUGCGGCUGUUGCUGAGCUUCGCCGCCGGGGGUUUGCUGGGGGACGCCUUCCUGCACCUCAUCCCCCACGCCCUGGCCCCCCACGAGCACCACGAGGGUCACGGCCACUCCCACCACGGGCACGCCCCCCACGAGCACCACGAGGGUCACGGCCACUCCCACCACGGGCACGACCCCCACCACGGCCACGCCCACCACGGGCAGGCUCUGGCCGUGGGGCUCUGGGUCCUGGCAGGAAUCGUCACCUUCCUGGGGGUGGAGCUGGGGGUCCGGCACUGCGGCGGCCACGGCCACGGCCACAAAGCCAAGCACAGCUCCAGCGAGGACGAGGCCGACGGUGACCCCGGGGCCACCAAGGCCACCAAGGGGACCAAGGGGACAAAAGGCACCAAAGCCACCAAGAGCCAGCGCAGGAGGAGCCCGGACGGGGAGAGAGCCGCCAUGGCGGUAUCGGGGUACCUGAACCUGGCAGCCGACGCCGCCCACAACUUCACGGACGGGCUGGCGCUGGGAGCGGCGUUUUGGGGGAGCCCGGCCCGGGGGGCUCUGACGGCGCUGUCGGUGCUGCUGCACGAACUUCCCCACGAAUUGGGGGACAUGGCCCUGCUGCUGCGCGCCGGCUGCUCCAAGGGACAGGCCAUGCUGCUGCAACUUCUGACCGCCGUGGCCGCCUUGGCCGGAGCCGCCUGCUCCCUUCUGGCGGAAGGUUCCGGAACCGGAGCCGUCUCCGGGAUCCUUCCCUUCACCGCCGGCGGAUUCAUUUACCUGGGAACCGUCUCCGUGCUUCCCGAAAUCCUCCGGAAUUCCGGCCCCGCCCAGGCCCUGCUGCAACUCCUGGCGCUGCUGGCCGGCGUGGCCAUGAUGCUGCUCAUCGCCCACUACGAGUAGGGAAUUCCCCCCCCAAAAAAAUCCCCCAAAAAUCCCCUCAAAAUUCCCAAAAAAUCCCCUCAAAAUUCCCAAAAAAC